Molecule: messenger RNA, 1645 nt
Organism: Lepisosteus oculatus (spotted gar)
Lineage: Eukaryota; Metazoa; Chordata; Actinopteri; Semionotiformes; Lepisosteidae
Gene: snapc5
Product: small nuclear RNA activating complex, polypeptide 5
Biological process (GO): transcription initiation at RNA polymerase III promoter; transcription by RNA polymerase II
Cellular component (GO): nucleus
Source: RefSeq, a predicted model, not a curated record
GAUAAAAUACAGUGCGAGCAGAUCCUACUUCUCCUGCGCGGUUUAGCCAGUGUCCGUUAGUGUGUUUACCCUUUACUGUACAGUGUCUUUUUAGCGUUCACUAUCAGGGUCUGUCUGUGCAUUGAGCAGUAACUUAAAAUGCGAAGACUGAAGGAAUAAUCUCUGUUAAAACUAUGGUACCGCAGUCAGAUAAGUGUUUCUUGAAUUCUGUGCAUUACUGACAGGGGCCUUGCUUGUGGUGAACGAUCUGCUGCUGUUCAGAGAUCUUGCCUGUGUGCAGGGAUGUGACCAUGCUGAGCCGUCUGCAGGAGCUGAAGAAGGAGGAGGAGACGCUGCUGAAGGUCAAGGCCAUGCUGCAGGACCAGCUCACCAGGCUGAAGGUGGAGGAGCUGACCUUAAGGUCUAUGAUCAGCACUGACAGAGAGGGCUGCUCUGCUCAGCUUGCCUGCACUGAGGGCCCUGCGCAGCUGGACAACGAGAGCCAGAUCAAUCAGACGGAGCUGCGGCUGACCGCCACAAUUGAUCAGGAGAUGGAGGAGGACGAAGAGGAAGAGGAAGAGGACUGAGCUCUUCCCGCUGCUUCCCAGAUAGAUGGCCGAACCCCAGCCAGAAUGCACUGUACUGUCCUUUGCUGUACUGAAUGUGAUACUUGAAAUUAUCAUUUGUUCGCCUAUUUUGGGGGUUUGCACCUGCUGUUUCUGGACAUUUAUCCUGUUUUUUCACCACGCCUCUUUUGGAGGGCAAGCUCUCGCUGGGCUGACACAGACGACACGGAUGCUCACCCCUGCGUCUCCUCUCUGUUCCCCAGCUUCUGACUUCCCCAUCUGGGGCCAUUCUGCAUUUUUCUUUUAGGUUUGCACAUUUCACUCUGAGCUUGGAAAAAUGUGUGUUUAUACUGUGUUCCUGAAGUUAACUGAAAGAAUUUCCACCCUCUGCGCUCUUCUGCCUGGCCAGCAGCAGCGUGGAAAGAGUGGUGCAGCACAGGCUAAGCCAGGCCUGUGGCUGCUGUUAAUCAUUCCCCCUGAGCUCCCAGUAAACGAAUUGAUGUACAGUGCUACCCUCCUAUAAUGUGAUCUGUUAUAGAGCUUCCGUUUCCCGGUUUGGCCUGAACUGCUUUUAUUCUAGAUGUGAAAACAAACUCUCAGUGUAGCAAAACGAGUCCAGAGUGUUGCCGUGUAUAAACGUCCUAGGAUCUGGCGUUCUUUCUAGUUCAUAACUGUUAUUAUUCCAUGAUCCAAUUUCAGUUUGCAGUGCAGAUGAAACUGGAGGAUGGUGGUUUCUGUUAUUUAUACUGUAGGUAUAUAAUGUACAAAACAACACUCUCUCCCACUUAUGGACCCCAGCACCCACAUUAUAAAGCUACAGUAAUGUGCUUAAUCAGAGGCUUUUAAUUGUUUUCAGCUGUAUUGUAAGUAUAACUUGGUCUGGCUGACCAAAUGGAGGUGUCAUCUGGGUAACUGAGAGCUGUGCUGGAAUGAAAACCAGAAGCCACACGUUUCAUCCGAGACCAGUGCUGGAAACUCCUUUCCCUGCCGUGUGCUGUAUAAUUGAGCUGAGCCAUGGCCUGCCAGGAUUCUUUGAUGGCUUGGCAGGAGAGUGUGUGAAUUCUGUGCUGUUAGCGCUGUAAAUAAAUACGAGAUCUUGG